UCAAACUAAUCAUAAAUAACCACGCUAUAUAGGCCACAACAUAUUAUCGAACUUACACAUAAAGUUGGAGAUUGAAGUUAUCCUCGUAAGAAUCGAGUACCUAUCAAUUAAACUUGGAAUUAUAUGUAUAUAACGGCAAAGAUUUGAGUAUAUAACAUGCAAAUAAAAUAAUCGAGAUGGAUGAGAAUUCUGAAACUUACUACCACUGCAUGUUAUGCGCCCAGCUAGAAUGUAUCAGUAAAUUAAUCCCAUUGGAAGCAGACGAAGAGUUGUUUCAUAAAACGAUCCUAAAAUUAUCACGUUUAAAUAUAUUGUACGAUUAUGACCAAACAUUUCCAAAGAAUGUUUGCAAAUCGUGUAACGACAAUGUUGAUAAAGCCUUUGAAUUUGUAUCAAAAGUUGAAAAAGCCCAGAAUGUUUUAAGUGAUCUUUAUGAAAACAAAAAUAACUCCUUAAAAGAGCAAGAUUCUGAUGUUUCGGGAGAUGAACAAGGUGAUAUUUUGAAAAGUGAAGAUGAUGGUAUUUUUAAAGAUCAACAAACAGAUUUAUUAGAAGAUGAAAUGAAGUCUGAGUUAUUUGGUGAUCAAAAGAUUCAUUAUUUAGAACAGGACGAUAUUUCAGAACAUCGACAGAAUGAUAUUUUGGAACAACAGAGUGACAUUUCGGAACAUCUUGAUACAUUGAGAGAAAAUUCUGAAAGUGGUGCUGGCAAAAACUUCGAAAUUUACUCUCAAUCUUCUAACGACAGCUCUGUUAUCUCAGAGAAAAACUCUGGUUGUGAAAGUAUUUACUAUAAAAAUAAUGAAAACAGUAGCAGGAACACAGACAUAGGAUUAACUUGGAAUGAUUACCAAUGGACGUGUUCUGUAUGUGAAACACAGUUUUCUACCCAUGAAGAGCUAAAACUACAUUCAAUGCAAUAUCAUAAAACAUGUAAUGCAUUAAAAUGUCUUAAAUGUAAUAAAAACAAAUGGCAUUUUAAUACAUUCAUUUCACAUACCAAAUGGCAUAAUCCAAAUCUUAAAUUUAUGUGCUACAUUUGUAGUUGCAAAUUUUCAUGUAGUCGUGCACUAAACAGUCACACAAGGAUGGUACAUGGGCCUAAAUUAAAAUAUGUAUGUCCUGGUUGCAAUGCUGAUUUUGCAAGUUCAGAAGAACUACAACUACAUAAAGAGACAUUCUAUAGAGGAAUACGUUUUAGAACUUUACCAGUUGAGUUGGUUUCAAACCACAAUAGUUUGUCUUGUGACAUUUGUAAAAAGUCAUUCAAAAAGAAGGAUACACUGUACAAUCAUUUAUAUAUACAUACUGAUAGAAAAAAAGAACAUAUAUGUGAUAUAUGUGGUAAAUGUUUUGCCUAUAACAAUCAAUUGCAAACUCAUUUAAUAUCACAUAAGGACCAACGAUCACACGAGUGUGAUAUAUGCAAAAGUAGUUUUAAAACAUUGCGCCAUUUAAAGAAUCAUGUAGCCAUUCAUAGUGGUGAGAAGCCUUAUAAAUGUGAUCAGUGUGGAAAAGGGUUCCGUUUAAAAAAAUAUCUCAACUCACAUUUUAUAAUACACACCAACUCUCUACCAUAUGAUUGUAUGUAUUGUGACAAAAAGUUUAGGUUUAAAACUAUUCGAGACCAACAUAUAAGGCAGCACACCGGAUUCAAACCAUACUCAUGUGAAAUCUGUGCAAGGGAUUUUACAAAUUGGCCUAAUUAUAACAAACAUAUGAAAAGGCGUCAUGAUUUGAAUAUGGCUAAGAAAAAAAGGACCCCAGAAGGAGUGUUUCCGAUUAAUCCAUCUACUGGUAAAAUAAUAAAAUAUAAUACUAAUGCAACCCUAGAACCAAAGACAAGUAAUGCCAGAGGAAGACCUAAGAAGACAUGACAUCUCACCAAAUACUACCAAACAAUAAUUUAGAUGGUGCCUGAAGUGACAAAUCUGAAAUAAAAUCUGGUGGACUUUAGUGGUUAGUUUAAAAUGAGAAUAAAUUCAAUUAUAAUUACUGUGUGAAAAAAUGAAAUUUCUUAUUUGAAAGUAAGGUUUGCAAAAUAUGUUCGUAAAAAUUAACUUUGAUUAUUCAUUUUUACAAUAAAAAAU
This is a messenger RNA of Papilio xuthus (Asian swallowtail), 2090 nucleotides long. Its product is annotated as zinc finger protein 62 homolog. Gene Ontology annotation, biological process: regulation of transcription by RNA polymerase II. Bases 177 to 1877 code for a protein of 566 amino acids. NCBI's taxonomy places the organism in Eukaryota, Metazoa, Arthropoda, Insecta, Lepidoptera, Papilionidae. Gene Ontology annotation, cellular component: nucleus. The record is from RefSeq and is a predicted model, not a curated record. The transcript has a single exon. Gene Ontology annotation, molecular function: RNA polymerase II cis-regulatory region sequence-specific DNA binding; DNA-binding transcription factor activity, RNA polymerase II-specific; zinc ion binding.